AUCGCACUGAAGGGUGAAAUUCUAUUUCAUCUUCAGCUUACUUGAAGACACCUGAAGGUUUUGCACUAAAAUACACUGGUAUUUGUAGCUAUUCAUGAUUCCCCCCACCUUGAUAAAAGCCCCAGCUCUGGCUGAAGAGAAAAAUCCCUAGAGCAUGAUGCUGCCAACACCAUGCUUCACCAUGGGUAUGGUGUUCUUUUGUUGUUGGGCUUUUUUCCCCACAUUUUGAGAUGGAAUGUGAUUGGUCCAUGCUGAACACAGCAAGCAAAAGGGUGUACACACUUAUGCAGCCAGGUUAUUGUACAGAUUUUUUUGUUUGUUUAUUUUCUAUUUUUCCCUAAAAUGUUUCUGACUGUUUUUCAGUUGAGGGUGUAAAAAGUUCUGACAUGAUUUAUCUUUUAAUUUAAUUUUAAUUUAAUUUAUAUCCACUCCAUUCGUAUAAGUAUUGAUUUGAAACAGCUGUGUUUUUCCAUUGGUCUUGAUAAAUAUGAGUAAAAUAUAAUUGAUAUAUUUUAUAUAAAAUCUCACAGACUCAGUUUGCCACCGUUAAAAUAAGGUAUUGCUGACAUGAGUUAAAGAUCAACUGGACUUUACUGAAAGUUUACUGAACUUUUUUUCUUUUUUUACACAAGCCUUAUCACAGUCUUUUACACAAGCCUUAUCACAACAAUACUAUUAGACUAGUGCUGCUGUGGCCCCUUGUUGCUUCAUUCACUAAUUCACUUCUUUCCCAUACAAAUACGUCAGACAGGUCAAACUUCAGUCCAUUCUUAAUAAACUGUAAUGUAGAGCAUUGCAAAUUGAGAUGGGAGUCGCCGUGCCGCUGACGUCUCAGCUGUACUGAUACCAUGAAUACAAGGAAACACUUGCUGUCUGCAGCACGGCUUCUGUUGCCCACCACUGGCUUGAGUCUCAUCUGUAUAGGCGCUUACAUCAAGUCCAUUCAAAGUGAACAACUGCAAAUUCUUAGAGAUAUCUCCACUCUCCUCUUUAUCAUCCUGGGUUUCAUUCUGCUUGUUGUUGGAGUGUUGUGGUCUGUUGGUCACGGAAUGAAGAAUGUGCUGCUGAAACGCUCAGUAAGGAGGUCUAGAAAUGCUGAUGUCCAGGUUUUUACUGUGGACAGGACCGACCUCUAUCCACCAUCAUAUGAGGAAUCACAGGUCCGAAUUAAUGCCAUCGACAGUGUCCCUACCGUCGUCUCCAUUCCUACAGGCAUGCAACGGGCUGGCCCAGCUCCUCCAGUUUACAUGCAGACCGGCUAUGAGACCUCAGUUGAGGACUUCAGCCAUGAGGAACCACCUACGUAUCAACAAGCAAUUCUUCAGAGUCAGGCCGAUUCCCAAGCUGUCCAUCUACCCACAAACAGUUCUGUAGAGCCACACUGAACAGCUGCUAUUGGUCAGAUCUGAGAGAGAUGUUGAGGUGAAAAAAAAUGAGAAGUUUCAGUAUUCUUCAAGGUGCUGAAGGAUCUGGAGCUUUUGAGGCUGUUAGUUGCCCCUGGCCUUGAUGAUCAUUAUCACUCGAAAAUAAGAUUUGAUGUUAGUAAAAAGGAAACACAAACCUGACAAAAAGUCUCAUCUAGUCUAGUCUUAGUAUUCUCUGAGAGCAUGAUGUGAUCAGUGUUGAUGUCAUUUCCAAUAGCGCACAGCACUUUGUAGACAGAACUGGUCAUAUUAUUAUAUGUAUGAAAGUUGUAUUAUUGUUAAGGUCUCUUUAGUGUCGAUAGGUCAAGAAGCAAGUAUGCCUGUCAAAUCCGUUGUGUUUUUGUUGCAUUAAUAAACAAUAAUGUUAAGCUUGUUGAUCCUGUUGUGCAAUGUAUUGUAAACUAAAAUAUGAAAGAGUUAUUAUCUCUGGAGAAUGUCUCUGUAUGCCAUUAAGAAGAAAAAACAUUUAUUCCACUAGAAUUUCAUC
Molecule: messenger RNA, 1911 nt
Organism: Ictalurus furcatus (blue catfish)
Lineage: Eukaryota; Metazoa; Chordata; Actinopteri; Siluriformes; Ictaluridae
Product: transmembrane protein 252
Exons: 2
Coding region: 849-1385 (178 amino acids)
Source: RefSeq, a predicted model, not a curated record